GUAGACUAUUCUCUUAUGGAAAAUAUAAACUUAGGAAUAACACAAUAAUAAAAAGAAUACUUAAUAAAAAUUAUAGAAACAUCCAAACUUUUUUUCUAAAAACUUUUGAAAGUUUACCCGAUAAAAGGAAAUAACAUUUAUUCUUCAAAAUGGCCAGAAGACUGUUUAGGUACUAAAAUUCCUAGAUAUUAUAAAAAUAUAGGAAUUCCCGAUUCGGAUUUACACUUACACGUAAUUUAUAGUAAAGAUGAUAAUAUAAAUUGCUGAAGCCAUUUUUUUUUUGCGUUAGCAGAUGGAGAAAUCGCUAGACCUACUUUUGGAGAAGUAAAUUUUAACAUAUUAAAUAUGUUUUAAAGAGAAGAAAAUCCAUUAACUAAUCAAAUCGAUUUAGAAUCGACUAUACAUGAAAUUUUACAUGUAGUCGGUUUUUCAAAAAAUUGUUUGUUUUUUUAGAUAGAUCAUAUAAUUAAAAAAAUAUUUAAAAAUACAUAUAUACAAAAAUUAUAAAAGAUAAAAACAUACAGAAAUAUAAUAACUGCACUUUUAACGUCAAAAAAUGUAGUAGAAGUUACAAAAAAAUAUUAUAUUUGUAAAACAGUUGAAAGUAUGUAAAUUGAAAAUUAUUUUGGUAAUGGAACUCUUGGCGCUCAUUGGGAAAGAACCAUUAUUUAUAAUGAAAUUAUGACUGCUGCUUAAGUAUCUGUUAAUAGAGUUUUUUUUAUAUUUACUAUUGCUUGCUCAUUUGAAUAUGAAGGACUAGGUGUACCUGAAUUUGACGUAUAUGCGGACGGAUAAUAAGGGAAAUCAAAAGUCAUUAAUUAAACUCUGUAAAAAGCUAGUGGUUAAUUAAUAUGUCCUUUAGAUUAUAAUAGAUUUUGUAAUUAUACUCCUUUAUGUCCGAAUUACUGUUAUUCAAACGGAGUCUGUGUGAACGGUCAAUGUAUCUGCAAAACCGGAUAUGGAGGUAUUGAUUUUUCUAUAUAAUGCUCCGGAGUAGUCUUUAAUUCUAAUUGUUUAGAAUAGUCAUAAUACUCUGUUGGAUGUCUUAAUAAAAUGAUUCUAGUACAUGUAAUAAAUGUGAUACUAGUAAAGGAUAUAGAUUAGGUUCAGAUAAAAAAUGUAUUUUGUGUAAGUAAAAUUGCUCCUAAUGUAAUCCUAAAAAUGUAGCAGAGUGAUUACUUUGUGACGGAAAUAAAUUCAAAAUUUACGGUACUAGUUGUGUAGAAAGAUGUCCAGAUACUAGUUUUUUAUCUAAUAUUAGUAAAAAUGUGAAAAUUGUUCUCAAAAAUGUUAAUAAUGUAAUUAAUCAGGUUGUAUAAAAUGCGAAGAAGGCUAUUAUAUUUAAACAUAAAACUAAGGCGUGUGCUUAGUAUUCUUAUAAAUAUACUAAUUGCUAAUCAUGUGAUAAUUUAUCUUGUAAAAAAUGUUAUAAUGAAUAU
Ichthyophthirius multifiliis is the source of this 1439-nucleotide messenger RNA. Its product is annotated as leishmanolysin family protein, putative. The transcript has 5 exons. The record is from RefSeq and is a predicted model, not a curated record. NCBI's taxonomy places the organism in Eukaryota, Ciliophora, Oligohymenophorea, Hymenostomatida. Gene Ontology annotation, cellular component: membrane; cytoplasm. Gene Ontology annotation, biological process: cell adhesion; proteolysis. Gene Ontology annotation, molecular function: metalloendopeptidase activity.